GUUGACAAUUGAUAGCUACCAAAUUGACAUUUUAAAGCAUUUCAAAAGCAAACGUACUAUUUUUCCUUUUUCCUCAUCAAAUUCAAAUUUUCAUUAACAAAAUAUAUUCCAAUUAUUAAUGCUUGUUUCUGACCAUUUCGUAUUUUAGGAUAUUUGGUUUUUCUCUACGAAAUGCUUCUUUGAAAAAUGUUGAUGAUGAGUUGAGUUUACACAUAACAAUGAAUGAUUUGGAAGUACCGAAGCUCAAGCAUACAAAUGGAAAUACUAUUUCCAUCAAUGAAAAUCCCUUCGUCAUUGGUCGUGCAUUAAAUUGUAACUAUGUGAUACCUAAUGCUCAAAUAUCCCGUCAUCAUUGUAGCAUUGAGAAAGCUGAUGGUGACUGGUUUUUCAGGGACAUUAGCACCAAUGGCUGCUACUUGAAUGGGGUGCUUGUAAAAAAAGACCAGAAACCUCUUUCUGAUAAUGAUGUAAUAGCUUUAUGUCUUGAUGGUAGCUAUGAUUUUACAUUUCAAACAUCCCAAUCAAGGGAUACAUCUAUAUCAGAUGAACAGUUAAAUAUGGUAGCUGAUUCUUUGGAUACAGUUUUGAGUCAAACAGAAACAUCUACAGUUCCCAUUUCUAAAACUCCUAGUAUUCCUAUUAAUGAAAGACCAGUUAGUUCAGGUGCUUCUUCACCAAAAAGAUCUAGAAUAGAGCUUGCAGCAUCAAUAAAUCAUGAGCCAAUAACAACUGGUGUGAAUGAAGUAGAGGUAACAACAGUUCCAAUUUCUGAAAUUUCUAGUGUUUCUGUGCAACAUGUAUCAGUUAUAUCAGUUCCAGAUACCAGUCCUUCCCCAAAAACAUAUAGAUUAGCUCUCUCAUCAUCAGUAAAUAAUGUAGAUAAUACCUCCAAUAUUGUACCAAGCACUGCAACCUUACCUAUCUGUGAUAAUCCUGAAAUAAAUCUACAAAAUACCUCAACUAUAUCAGAUACUAAUACAUUACCAGUCCCAAUAGAAAUUAUACAACCAUCUAGCUCAGUAGAAAAACCAGAAGAAUCUAUCAUAAUACCCCCUUUGCCUGAGCAGCAAUAUGAGGAAAUGGAGGAUGAAAUGAUGUGCUCAAUAUGUUCAGACAUGUUCUUUAAGGCUGUAACCCUGAACUGUGCGCAUACUUUUUGUAAAUAUUGUAUAGAAAAGUGGAAAAAGAAUAGAAAUAUAUGUCCUAUAUGUCGGGCAAAAAUAACCACCAUGAAUGCUACACUGGUCUUAGAUAAUGUCAUACAAAAGAUUGUGAAAACAUUACCAGAAGACCAGCAAAAGCGACGAGUUGAAGUCUUGGAAGAAAGAGAAAGAGAACUACGACCUCCCCCUGUAACCCAAACAGUGACCAGAGGCAGGGGGAGGGCAACGAGAGGCAAUAGAGGUGGGAGGGGUAAUGCUCGUGGCAACCUGUAUACUUAUAAUCCCCAACCUCGGAUGGCCCAACCCAAUGUUCCCAGAUUUCUUAAUCCACCACCCGCGAGCCGUGGUGUAGCUAAUCCCCCUCACAUUGCUACAAUUAUGCGUAUACUUCAGGCUCAGGGCCAGCAGCUGGUAAUCCGACUGCCUUGGCACCUUCAGAACCGAUAGAAGUUAGCGACGAGGAGGAAAGCGAUGACGGUAAUGGCACUGACAUUGAGCUGACUGACGGCUCAGAUGAUUAUUGGGAUGACGACGAUGACGAUGUUUAUCAACGGUGAGUAAUAAAUGAUAUUUGGAAAUCAUGGGAGGCUGUCAUUAGUCACGUUCCUCAGGCGUAGCAUAACUCCUUUUUACCAUUGAAAUUGGCAUUUAGCUCAGUAAAUGAACACUUUUGACCUAACAUAAAUUCUAUAAUGGAUGAAAAUUUGAGUUUGGGUUAUUUAAGUAUUGUUCUUUAGCAUGUCGAAAAGUUCCGGAUCCUAC
Acanthoscelides obtectus is the source of this 1925-nucleotide messenger RNA. The record is from the annotation of a GenBank genome assembly. NCBI's taxonomy places the organism in Eukaryota, Metazoa, Arthropoda, Insecta, Coleoptera, Chrysomelidae.